Molecule: messenger RNA, 4311 nt
Organism: Pedinophyceae sp. YPF-701
Lineage: Eukaryota; Viridiplantae; Chlorophyta; Pedinophyceae
Source: the annotation of a GenBank genome assembly
AUGGAGGCCGGCGGGUACCAGCCGCGGCUCGGCUAUUCGUGGCAGCCGGUUGGCCAGCAGUUGACGACGUACGCGAAGGACAUGAGCGAGCCCCAGACCCCGGAUGACGUGCGAGAGGCACGCGACAACCUGCGGCGCGUGACGGAGAAGGAGCCCGCGUCCGAGGACCUCCGGGACUACCUCGCCUCCUGCGACCGCGACGGCCUCGUCGCGCUCCCCAAGGACUGGCCGCGGCCCCUCCAGUUCGGCGCCCGGAACCUCGCUCCUAUUCCCGAGGCCGUCCAGGACCGGUACAACUCCGGACAGGCGCGGGUGUGCUUCUGCGGGCUCUUCCCGGAGAUCGGCUACGCGUGGGCGUCCCUGGACUCGAGUUUAUACCUCUGGCGCGUCGGUCGGACGGGCGAGAGGCCCAUGGAGUAUAACAGCGAGGACGCCCCCAUCUGCGCGGUCGGGCUCGCGCGGCCGCGCCCGGGCGUGCAGGACGGCUGCUCGCACGUCCUCGUCGUGUGCACCACGCAGGACGUCGCGCUCCUCUUCGUCACCGGCGGCGACGCCACCGGCUCCACUCCACUCGACCUCCAGGGCCUCCCGCUGUACACCACGUCGUCGGACGGCGUCACGAUGUGCUCCGUGGGCUCCACGAAGGCCGGCCGCAUCUUCCUCGGCGGCGUCGACGGCGCCCUGUACGAGGUCUGGUACCGCGCGCCCAACGGCGAGCUCGAGUGCGGCAAGCGGUGCCACACGGACGGCGUGGUGAAGCGGUUCCUGGGCAAGACGUCGCUGCUGCGGUCGCUGCUGCCGUCCUCGUGGCUCGGGGACACAUCGCAGCCCAUCAUGCAGAUUGAGAUCGACGAGACGCGCAACACGCUGUUUGCGCGCACCCCGACGGGCGUCAAGGCCUUCUACCUCUCGAGUCCGGACCGGGCGGAGCUGGUCGGGGAGGUGCAGGGCGUCGUGGAGCAGGCCAAACGCCUCGAGGGGGCGGGGCUGUCGCGCGCGGCGCCGUCCAGGACCCUGGCACACAUUGCGCCCAUCGGGUCGAACGAGUCCUCGCGCAUCGGCGUCCUGGCGAUCACGGUCGACGGGUUCACGGUCGUGCUCGGCACGCGCCCCAGCCGGGGCCGGCCCACGUGCCUGCACGUGUCGUUCGUGCUGGAGCCUAUCGACCACCCGAGCUCUCCGCUGCACCGGGAACAGGUGCCCGCGGAGGCGCUGCUGCGGUCGUCGGGGCGCUCGACGGUCGGCGCGGCGGCGUGGUGCGCCGGCACGCUGCUGGUCGCCAAGGCGGUGGAGCCAAAGGCGGGGGAGGGUCCGGGGGGGAGUGUGGGGGGGUCUGGGGCGUCGGAGCUGUGCCCCGUGCUGAUGUGGGGCCGCGCACCGGCGAGCAUCCGCGAAGUGCACCACGGCGCAGCGGCGACGCGCGCGCAGGUCGUCGCGCAGAUGGACGCCCCGCUCCAGGGCGUCGCCGUCGCGGCCGCCACGUGCCCCGGACGCGCUCCACUCGACACCCUUGUCCUGGCACGCGCCAAGUCCCCGACUUGGCGCGUCUCCGGCGGGGACCUCGCCGCGCAGUGCCUCCUCUCGCGGCCCAAGUUCCUCGUCAUGACCUCGCGCGUCGUCGCCGAGGUCGAGCGCUGGUGGCCCGUGGACAUCCUGGAGGGAAUCCUGACGGCGUCGCGCGGGGCCUCUCACGGCGAGAUCGGCCGCUUCGCGGACAAGUUCGGCCGCGACGAGCUCGCCGCGAUGUGCUACCUCCUCGCGGCGAAGGGCGAGUGCUCGUCCGUGACGCUGCGCGCGUGCCGCGAGGUGCUGCUGAAUGCCGAGAUCGUCGGCCGCCCCGCGAUGGUUCUCGAGCCCCCGCGCGCCGCCGCGCCGCAGCCGAACCUCCUCGGCGCCGGCACGCCAGGCGAGCAGGCCCUCGCGGCCGGCGCCGCCGCCGCCGCGGGCCAGGCCGCGCCGCAAGUCACUCCGCAGUUCUCCGCCGUACACGAAGGCUUAUGUCUGUACCUCUCGCGGACGCUCGAGCUGCUGUGGGACCAGCCGCUCUUCACGAGCGAGCCCGCGGACCCCGCGCGCCCCAGGGACGAGCAGGUCUUCGUCUGCGCGCCUGAGGUCGUCGCGGCGCUCCCUGCGUUGCACUCGCGGCUCGCAAACCUCGCACGCUUCCUGCGGGAGAUGCGCGAACUGCCCGGGGCGCGCCGCCAGCGCGGCGCGGUCGCGACGCCCGACGUGGACGUCCGUGCGGCCGCGAACGGCCUCGGCCUGGGCCGCGACGCCAUGGCGCCUGCCGCGAAGCGCAUGCGCACGGGCGGGGACGCGUGGCACGCCGAGGACGCGGCGAUGCGGUCGCUGAUCGCGCUCGUGAUGCGCUGUGCCGAGGUCCUGCAGCUCGUCGAGGCCAUCGUCGAGUCCAACCUCCUUCGCGAAGCAUCAAAGAUGGAUCUGGCAAUCAUCGGCGAGGAGAUACAGCGCCGGCCGACGCUCGAGGCGCUGGUGUGCGAGCCGGGCGGCGACGAGCUCGUCCGGCGGCUCGCGGUGCAGGCCGUGAACGCCCGCGGGCAGCCCGGCGCGGGCAACGCGCUGCGGCGGCGCCUGCAGCUGAGUGCUCCCUCCUUCUUCGGGGAGGCAGAGCAGCGCUGCUACGACGCGGGCGAGCUGCUGCGGCGCGCGGCGGACAUCACGGACGCCGUGGAGCGCGAGAACUACAUCCAGAGGGCCCUCGACGAGAUGCUGAAGGUGCCUUUGUCAGUCGACCUGAGGAAACAAAGCCAGGAGCUGUUCAAGCUCGGGCACGUGGGGGGCAUCAUCGAGCUGACCCUGAGCGCCGCGGAGAGCCUCUACCGCGGCGCUGUCGCCAAGGGCGGCGCGGGGGAGGCCUCGGCGGGCGACCAGCAGCUCGGCGACCCCCGGAACGCCUGCUAUGAGGUCGUGGCGGCUCUGGUGUGCGACAGGUUCCGCGAGCGGGACCGCCGGGGCUUCCAGAAGCUGCUGCGCGCGAUCGCGGACACGCGGAAGCGCGACGCGCGGUUCGCGGACUACGUGUACGGCCGCCUCGUCGAGCGCAUGGCCAGCCCGGAGCUGCGCGGCAUGGAUCAAGAAAUCAUAUCUGCCGGCCCGCCCGUCGACGACUUCCUGCGCCGGGAGGCCCGCCUCGACGACAGCCCCGCGCCGCAGGCCCUCGCGCCGUUCACGCAGCGCCAGGAGGCCUGCGCGCGGCUCCUCGCGGACUACUACGGCCUCCCGCCGCGGUGCGACCACGCGGCGCGGGCCUUCGUGCUGCAGCAGCUCGCCCUGCGGCAGUCCGGCCCGGAGGACAUGGGCCUCACCACGAUCGCGAUCGAGCGCCGCAUCGAGCUCCUCCAGCAGGCGAUCAACAGCGCGGAGGCGUCGAAGCAUGGCUGCCCACGGGAAUUCUUGCGCUGGCGGCGACACUUGGACGUCCAGCACGCGAUUCUGCGGAAGGUGGACCCUCGCGCCGCGCAGGGGUCGCACUCCGAGGAUGGCGGGCGGUCGCCGCGCGCGGCGGCGCGGCAGCUCGCGUCGCCUGUCGACAAGACGCGCUUGCAGGAGCUGCGCACGCAGGUGCUGGACGAGGGGACUCUGUUCAACGACUGGUGCGAGCAGGAGGAGCUCUGGGCCGAGGGGCUGCGGAUAUUCGCGUUGCGGGACGACUACGAUGUCUCGACGGACCUCCCUCAGUUCGCGCAGACGUACUGGGAGAACUUCGUCUUCGCGAGCUGGAUGGGGACGGAGCGCGGCGGCGCGACGCCCGGGGAGCGGCUGGCGCAGGUGUGCCGCGAGGUCGCUGCGCUGGGACAGAUGCUGGAGCCGGGACACUUCUCGUUCCCCGUGGAACACGUCGCGGCGCUGCUGCUGCACCUGGCGGACGUUGUGCGGGACGCGGUGGACCUGCGGGACGCGACGGCGUCGGUUGCGCGCGGGCUAGUGCGCGCGUGCGAGCGCGGCGGGGAGGGCGGGGAGGUGGCGACGGAGUGCUAUGUUCUACAGGUGCUGGAACACCUGCAGGACGCGCGGCCGCGGGACCUGUGCGUGGAGCCGUACGCGGUACUGCACACGAUGAAGCACGUGAUCGCGCAGGCGCUCCAGAGCGGGUCGCCCGCCGGCUCGCGGCUGCGGGGGGAGAUGGAGGGCUGGUGCCGCCGCUGCCGGGCGCAGGUCAGGAGGCACCUGACGGGGUCGGACGCGGACGAUCUGGUCGCGGGGCUGACGGAGCUGGAGCAGGACGCGUCCGGGGUCGCCGCGGGCGGCUUCGGGACGCCGAUGCUCCUGUCCAGGCCGUUUCGGAGUUAG